ACAGGGAGAGAGAGAGAAAUGGCGCCUCGAUGCUGCGCUCACUGAGCCAGUGUUUGGAGCCGGUUAGAGAGAUUCAGUGAGGGCACAAAUAAGGAAAAACCAUGGUGAAUACAAGGAAAAGCUCACGGCUGGGGAGCGGCCCCUUUAUCUCCUCUCGGACGAGGUCUUCGUCGAGAAACGAGCGAAACUCUGAAGAACAUAAGGAGCACAGUAGUGAUGUUAGUAGUCCCAGCAGCCCUCGUUUGGCUCCUCCCUCCAAGCGGACGCGAAGGCAGACGGCCUCUGAGCCCAGUUCUAGUGACACUUCCCCAUCUCCUCAGACUAAAGGCCAGAGGGUCAGCUGGGAUAUCCCUACGUACCGCACCAGGUUGUCCUCUCGAAUAAUGCAAAAUGGGCAUGCUCAUAUGAGUCACCGGAAUGAGGAGAGCGGAGGGGGAGAUCACUCUCACAUGAAUGGCCAUGUGGAGCUGAAGAGAAGCUGCCGAGUGAGGAAGAGCCAGUUUGAACACCUCAAUCAGAGCCUGCUGUUUGACCAGCUGGUCAACAGCACUGCUGAGGCUGUCCUCCAGGAGAUGGACAACAUCAGCAGCAUCAGGCAAAACCGUGAGGUGGAGCGACUUCGCAUGUGGACUGGAGACACUGAGGAGGAAAACAUGGACAUGUAUUCUCGGGUGAAGCGUAGGAAAUCCAUGCGCAGGAGCACUUUCAGCAUGCCUGCACACCACAAAGCCAUGAGUAAGACCGAGCAGGAGGAGGAAGAAGAGGAAGGGACAGAAGAUUCUCACGGUGAGGAAGAGGAGGAGGAUGCAGAAGAUGAUGAUGAAGAUGAUGAAGGAGACGAAGCAGAAGAGGCAGGAGAGGAGAAUGACAGGCCUUACAACUUGAGGCAGAGAAAGACAGUGCAGAGAUAUGAAGCACCACCUAUUGAGCCUGUGAACAGAAAACAGAGCAACCAGUCACUGUUUGACACUCAUAGAUCUCCAGCAAGAAGAAGCCAUAUAAGAGUGAAGAAACACGCCAUUCACAGCAGUGACACCACCUCUUCCUCUGAUGAGGAGCGGUUUGAGCGGAGGAAAAGCAAGAGUAUGACACGGGCCAGGAACAGAUGUUUGCCAAUGAAUUUGACAGCAGAAGACCUGGCCAGUGGUGUGCUGCGUGAUCGAGUUAAAGUUGGUGCCAGUCUGGCUGAUGUGGACCCGAUGAACCUUGACACCUCAGUGAAAUUUGACAGUGUUGGUGGCCUCAGUAACCACAUCCAGUCACUUAAAGAGAUGGUAGUGUUCCCACUGCUUUACCCCGAGAUCUUCGAGAAGUUUAAGAUUCAACCUCCAAGGGGUUGUUUGUUCUACGGCCCUCCGGGGACAGGAAAGACACUGGUAGCUCGGGCGCUUGCUAAUGAGUGUAGCCACGGAGACAGGAAGGUUUCUUUCUUCAUGAGGAAAGGAGCUGACUGCCUCAGCAAGUGGGUCGGUGAAUCAGAACGCCAGUUACGUCUACUGUUUGACCAGGCUUACCUGAUGAGGCCAUCCAUUAUUUUCUUUGAUGAGAUUGAUGGCUUGGCUCCUGUUCGCUCAAGCAGGCAAGACCAGAUACACAGUUCUAUUGUGUCCACUCUGCUGGCCUUGAUGGACGGCCUGGACAGUCGUGGGGAGAUAGUGGUCAUUGGUGCUACAAACAGACUUGACUCUAUUGACCCGGCACUCAGGAGGCCUGGACGCUUUGACCGGGAGUUUCUGUUUAACCUACCAGACAAGAAGGCCAGAAAGCACAUCCUGGAAAUUCACACACGGGACUGGAAUCCCAAAUUGGCUGAGCCAUUUGUAGAGGAACUUGCGGAAAAAUGUGUCGGCUACUGCGGUGCUGACAUCAAAGCACUUUGCACAGAGGCAGCCUUGGUGGCGUUGCGCCGCCGCUACCCCCAGAUCUACGGCAGCAGUGUCAAACUGAAGCUUGACAUCACCUCCAUUGUCCUGGGGCCUGGCGACUUCAGCAAGGCAAUGAGGACAAUCGUCCCAGCCUCACAGAGGGCCCUGGCCCCCCCGGGCAGAGCCCUGUCCCCUGCCCUCAGACCCCUGUUGGCCAACCCUUUCUCCUUGGUGCUGAAAGCUCUGCUCCGAGUCUUCCCCCAUGCUCAGUGUACUGACAGGGACAACACAUAUGGCGGUGACAAUCAACUGCUUGAAGAGGACUUAUACAGCGAUGAUGACAAUGAGGAAGGCUCUGCUUCCAUCUAUGAUGUGCAGCCUGCUGCAUCCCCAAAGAGUCAUCUCUUCUCCUCUGCAAUGCACAGACCCUUCCUCCAUUUCUCCUCUUCUGCCCUCCAACAGCCCACAGCAUACCGGCCUCGUCUACUACUGGCUGGGGCGCCCGGCUCAGGACAGAGCUCUCAUCUGGCCCCCGCUUUGCUGCACCACUUGGACAAGCUGCCAGUGCACCGCCUGGAUCUGCCUACUCUUUACUCCAUCAGUGCUAAGACGCCAGAGGAGUCCUGUGCUCAGGUUUUCCGGGAGGCCCGCCGGAGCGUGCCCAGCGUGGUAUUCAUGCCACAUGUCUCAGAGUGGUGGGAGACGGUGAGUGACACUGUGAAGAGCACCUUUCUCACCUUGCUGCAGGAUGUCCCCUCCUUCAGCCCUGUCCUUAUCCUUGCCACGGCUGAGUCUCACUACUCACAGCUGUCAGACGAGGUAAGAAGUAUAUUCCAGAAAACCUACGGGGAAGUAGUGACACUGAGCCCUCCUGGAGAAGAGGACAGGAGAAAUUUCUUCUCUGACCUGCUCUUGGUCCAAGCUGCCAGGGCUCCACCUCGCCUCAGGAAUACAGAAAGGUGUAAAGAGGUGCUACCAGAGGCAGAGGCUCCAGGCCCGAGGGUCCUGUCAACAGAGGAACAGCGGCGCCUUGCUGAACAGGAGGAGAACACACUACGUGAGCUCAGGCUCUUUCUCAGGGACGUGACCAAGCGCCUGGCCACUGACAAACGUUUCAACAUCUUCAGCAAACCAGUUGACAUUGAGGAGGUGUCAGACUAUUUGGAGGUUAUUCGGGAGCCUAUGGACCUGUCCACUGUCAUGACCAAGAUUGACACUCAUAAGUACCUGACAGCCAAGGACUUUCUGGUGGAUAUCGACCUCAUCUGCAGUAACGCUUUAGAGUACAACCCUGACAAGGAUCCUGGAGAUAAGGUGAUCAGGCACAAAGCAUGCAGUUUAAAGGAUACAGCCCAUGCUAUAUUUGCGUCUGAGCUGGACCCAGAGUUUGACCGCAUGUGUGAAGAAAUCAAAGAGGCACGCAAGAAGAGGGAUCUCGAGAUGCCAGCUCAGGCAACAGCAACUCCAGCUGUGGCAACCAGAAAGCAUCACACUGCAGGAGAGGAGACGGCCAAGAGCAGCACUCAGGGCGAGGCCACUGAAAAACAGUGCACCACUAAUCAUGUAAAGAGGAAGAUCCGCAGGCGGCCGUCCUGGGGACGGGGCAUUAUUCGUAAAAAGAAGAGCUACAAGAAAGGGACAGAAGAGGAGGAGGAGGAGGAGCCUGAGCCAGAAGUGGAGGCCACAGGGCCCAGUGACUCUUGUUUGACGCAGGAUGAAGAAUCAUCUUGUGAUAUCACGGGUCCUCAGCCCAAUGGCCACCAUCCCCACCUUCCCUCCACGGAGGAGGAGAGCUCAAACGAGCCGCCUAUUACAGCUCCAGCUGCUCCUCCAGAUGUCAGUGAAUCCACAGAAGAUUCAAUGUCUAAGGAGGACAAGUCAACAGCCAAAGAGGCAGAGUCUGAGGAAAUGGAAAAACAGACCGAGCAGAGUCUAGGUGAAAGUUCUCAGCCCAAGGCGGAUGAGGAUGAGCCACAGCAGGCUGACACCCAGCCUUUGACUGAAACGACCAAGUCUUCAGAUGCUGAGGCUGAGCCGAAGCACACAGAAGUUCUCCUGGACUCACACAUGGACUGUGUGAAUGGGAAUGAUUCAAUGGACAGCCUGGACUCACAGAGCCUGGAUAAGAGCAGUGAGGCUGAGAAAAGGACUCCUCAAAGCACGGCUGAGAGCUCUCAUAAAACAGAUCAGGAAGAGCACAAUGACAAAAAUGAGAGCAAACCAACUCAGGAGCACCCUUCCCAGGAGAGAGGGACGGUAACAGAAAAUGAGGAAGAGCAAGAUAAAGAAGGGGGAUCCAAAGCCAGGAAACACACUAGGAGCCUGUCAGAGCAGCUGCAGGGAUCUGCAGAGAGGUUAGAGGAAGCGCCACAACCAGUCCCUCCUCAUCCUCCAGUAGUGGUCGACCACCAGCGGCUUUUGGCUCUUGUGGACAUGGUGGUGAAGAAGAGUGAGGGCUACAGCGUGGAGCAGCUGGAGAGACUGUACUCCCUCCUCAGCCAGUGUAUCUACCAGCACCGCAGAGAGUACGACAAAACCCAGCUACUGGAGGAGAUGGAGGAGAGAAUCCAGCAUUUUGAUACAUUCCUGUGAGAUGGAGAGAAAACCUUUCAGGUUCAUCCUGAACAGCCUGGGACCACAAAGACACAAACUGAGUGGAGGAGAGAGACGGAGAGUCUGAGUCUAGCUCUCAGAAAAAUAAAUGAAAAAAAAAAAAAAAGAAUUAAAUAAACAGAAAAUCCGACACUCCCCUCCUCACACAGGGAGGUAUCCCGACAAGGACAAGGUUGAGGACAGAGACAUUCAAAGGUGCUAUCGUCUCAGGAACCUGGCCAGAUCCAGACCCAUUCUACACAACCAAACUCCUAGUGGUGUGUCAGUCACACACAUGCACACACACCAACAGUGACGGGCAACCCUGGUGCUACUCGGGUGCUAACUUUUUACCAUGCUGCUCUUGGGAUUAUUUCUUAACUCGGACGAUUAGUGAAACCAACAGAUCGGGUGAUGUCAUAUCACAACGUGGCUGCUCCUCCUUGGAGCAGUUCUUUCAUUCAGAUCUUCACCAGCAGAGUUACAAAUGCAGAUAGCCACAGGAAAUGAGGAUGGUUAAUGUUCUGAAUCACUGAACUCUGUCGCUGAGCCCGUCUCGCCCUCGAGUGGAACGCUUCAUCACAGGCCAGUCGUCACAUUGAGAUUACGCAGCUCUUUUUUUCCUGCAGUUUUAGCUUCCUGAUUAAUUCAGUGUCUGAGCCAGCGUCCCCCAGAAUAAUAGUUUACAAAGUUUUACACCGGUCAAUGAGGUUAGCACAGCAGGACGUGAACCCUUCAUGUCCUCUAGAUCAGGUGUGGAGAGCUGUUAGCCCCCUCAGUGUUUGGUGAACCAGAGUCGCCUGCAGGUCACUCCACUCCACCACCUCUGGUGUUCACAGUCUUAGCAGGUUGUCAUGUUCUUUAUAGUUUGUGUGUCUUACCCCUCUUUACCACACUACUCUCACAGUUUUAAUGUUUUCAGGCUGUGUCCACCAGUUGAUUUUUCCACCCUGACUGAGGAACUGGAAGCAGGGCACAUUGGAAAGAGUUUGCACUGCCUAGUGUGUGCCUUAUUUCAAACCUCAUAUCAAACUCAGAAAUAUGAAGCAGGAAUUUUGUUUAAGUUACAUCAUGUGACAAUGAACAGGCUCCAAGUUAGAGUGAGUCUUAACCAAUGAGGUCACAGUAAUCUUGAAGCAUUAAAACAUUUAAAUCUCAAUGCCAACAAGUCUUUUAGAAGCAAAUCUUGGAACAGCGUCUCCAACCUUGGCCAAAAAAUGUGAAAUCUUAGAAUUAGAAUGGAUUUUUGUAAUACUACUCACCCCUCUGGCUGCACUGUUGUCUGGCCAUAUUUGUGUGAAGCACUUGUAAUGUUGUAAUGAUAUUUAAAUGUAUUCAGCUCAGACCUGUUGGAGAGGCAGCAGGUGGAAGAAAAGGUUGACAAAGGCGGUGUUGUCUGCAGACGCUCAUAUGCAAAAACUAAUAAUGCGAAUCCAAUAAUUUCUGGUGCCAAGUGUUAUCAAACUCCCUCUAAAUGUGCUGACAUCACGGUGCCUGCUCUGUUUCAACUAUGAAAAUGCUCUCUAAUAUGGUCAUGAUAACUUUGGUAUUAUGUUGUGUAUUUGAUGAUUUUUUAUGGUUUUUAUACGACGCUUUGCUUGAGUUGAUUUUUGAGUUUGUGAAUCCGUAAUGAACAAGGCCAUUCUAGGCAGUGCCCGUCACCAAGGUGUAUAAAGCAUUACAUGAUUCUUCUUUUAACUUCCUUCUUUCAAAUGUGUGAUUUUCUUUUAUUUUCUCGACGGCAGACAAGAGAGGCUGGAUUCUCAUGUGUGGCCGACAUAGUAGAUGUUACCUGACUGCAGUAAAUGGAGGUUUUUGCUGAAGCUUUAUACGGUUUUUACGGUGUUUUUUCCCCAUAUUUUGAGCAGAUGUAGAUUUGAGAAGGCGGCUCCUUUCUCUCCCUGAACUUGCGUCUGAUACUCAAACCUCUCGGUGCAACUCUGACCCCAGCUCACCUCUGCCUUUUUUCUCGGAUAUUUUGUGACAAAAGCAAAGACCAUAUGCAAAGUGGCAACGACAGGUUAGCACUUGGACUACUGCAGAGAGAAAAACCAACGCUACCUCAGCUUAAUUUAUUUCAAUGAAUCGGAAACUGUUUACUGGGUACAAAAACAGUAUUUUUCCCUCCCCCUGAAAUACUGUUGGAACAUCAACAGUACCAGCGAAGGUACCAGAUCAGCAUGGCUGCUGCAGUAAUCCAUGAGUAGUUUCUAUCUAUCCCAUUCUUCUGUGUGUUUGCAUUUGAGCCACAUGAUUGCUUACGUUUUACAGAUCUUUCAUCUAGUGUACAUUUUAAGCUUUGGUUUCGGAUGAGGAGAUAAUCGUACACCUGCUCCUCUUUUUCAGAUUUACAGCCCAUACUUUUUUAGACAUUAGAGAACACUUCUGCCUCCUCUUACAUCCAUCGCCUUUUUUCUUGCAGACUCUCAUCUCAUGAUUCUGAUUAUUUAUUGUCAGCUAUGUUUUACAUCUAAUAUUCAGUUAAUUGUCUUUUUGUAAUGUUUGAAAUUUAACUAAUCGGGAAGCAUCAUGCGUCCGUUUGAACUGUUUUGCUGAAUUGCGUAGCGUUUGUGUAGCAUGUUUAUUUGGCGUGUACGGGGGAAUAAAGGGUUUACAGGUCUCUCAGGUUCAACACGCAACAACAUGCCCCUUCAAUUUUUUGUAUUUAUUUCAUUGUUCUGGUGUUUUCUUUGUUUCAAUGGUUACAGACGGUGGCAUACUGGAGGAGACGAGCGAGAGGAUGGAUGUAAUAUUUAAUGAAAAUGUAGACUCCGUCACAGAAAGACAAACAGGACCAGACUAACUUUUUUUUUAAUGUUGUUCACUUUGUCUUCACUUUCUGCCAAAAGAAUUAUUUUUGAAGAAUUUAAAAACACUUAUGGAUAUAAAAUGGGUAGUUAAAUGUCAUACAUUGUGAUCUUCCUUUCUUAUUAUAAAUUGUAGCCAGUUUGGACUAACAACCAAUUUUUGUCUGGUAGUUGAGACGACGUAGUCCAGUAUGCAGAAGGAAGGGUUUGUUCUAUCCUCAUUCUCUUUUUCCACACUUUUUUUAGCCGAGACUUUCCAUAGCUUUGUCUGUUUGUGUAUUUAACACACCUGUUCACAGUUGUUACUUUAGUGUAAGUUAUAUUUGAAAUGAAACAUUUACUGUAUUUCUCAAAUAAACUGCUGUGAUAUACUUGAA
This is a messenger RNA of Cheilinus undulatus (humphead wrasse), 7641 nucleotides long. RefSeq names its product ATPase family AAA domain containing 2B (gene atad2b). Bases 102 to 4457 code for a protein of 1451 amino acids. The transcript has 28 exons. Gene Ontology annotation, biological process: positive regulation of transcription by RNA polymerase II. NCBI's taxonomy places the organism in Eukaryota, Metazoa, Chordata, Actinopteri, Labriformes, Labridae. The record is from RefSeq and is a predicted model, not a curated record. Gene Ontology annotation, cellular component: nucleus. Gene Ontology annotation, molecular function: histone binding; ATP hydrolysis activity; chromatin binding.